AUGAGAAAAAUAAAGAGAAAAUUAUGCAAUGGCAACACAACUAAAGGCGGAAGCAGCAAUACCAACAGCCCCAACACCGCCAGCGCCAACACCGCCAGCGCCAACACCAACAGCACCAACACCACAAGCCCCAACACCAACAGCCCCAACACCGCCAGCGCCAACACCAACAGCACCAACACCAACAGCGCCAACACCAACAGCCCCAACACCACCAGCGCCAACACCAACAGCACUAACAGCACCAGCGCCAACACCAACAGCACCAACACCACAAGCACCAACACCACCAGCGCCAACACCACCAGCACCAACACCACCAGCGCCAACACCGCCAGCGCCAACACCAACAGCCCCAACACCAACAGCCCCAACACCAACAGCACCAACACCAACAGCACCGUCACCAGCAACAAUAGUGUAGUAGUAGUAAUAGUAGUAGUAAUCACUUUCAUCUAUAAUCUAAGCAUCGUUAUGUUCACGAUGAUGCAAUACAAUCAUGAGUUUAUUCGUGGUAUUGACGAUGGUACUGGUAUUGUUCAUUGCUACUAA
Molecule: messenger RNA, 552 nt
Organism: Penaeus monodon (black tiger shrimp)
Lineage: Eukaryota; Metazoa; Arthropoda; Malacostraca; Decapoda; Penaeidae
Product: penicillin-binding protein 1A-like
Exons: 2
Coding region: 1-552 (183 amino acids)
Source: RefSeq, a predicted model, not a curated record